CUGCAACUCAUCUCGUUUUAUUGUUUGACAGAAAGAGGCAGAAAACGGAUGUACGUUUAUUCUUUUGCUGGUACUAACGUGGUGUAAAGGUGCCGUAUUCCAUUUGCUUUGCUGUGAAAAUAUUUAUUAUCUGCUAAAUUACUUCGACAAUGGCUGACGAAUACUUCUAUGGAGCUACCUUGAAGGAAGGUAGCAAAACAGUGACAUGGGAUCCUGACAACAAAGCUGAUGAAUACCCACGAACACAUAAGCUUAUCAUCAAGCAAUGCAUUCUCGGACAUGAAGCAGCAGCUGAAGAAUUUAAUGUCGUACAGGUCGAAACAAUGACUAUCAGAGACACGUUACGCAUUCCAAUCGCUGUGCUUAAGGUUGGCGAAGCCCGGCAGUGCCGUCUGGAUUUGGAGUUCUCUGAUUCGCCAGUUACAUUCACGUUGGUAGAAGGAAAGGGACCAGUACACAUUCAUGGACAGCAUCUUCUCGGCUCUUUAGUCGAAGAGUUUGAAGAUAUGGAAGAGAUGGAGGAGGAGGUUCCCGAGGAAGAAGAUGAUGAUGAGGAUGACGAUGAGGAGGGUGGCCCACAGAAGAAGAAACAGAAGCUAACUAACAACGCCAAGGGUAAGCCAAAUGCGGGGCCUGCUGGUAGUAAUAACGCUAAAAAUAGCAAAAAGAAAUAGGCUGUCCCAUUUCGGACACCAUGAACGAAGCGAACUGAGUCCAUUGUAAGUGAAUUCGGUCGUUUUUCUAACUACCCUAAGCAACUCCCUUCAGAAUACAUUAAACAACAUACACAUCUGAAACAGCACAUACAACUAAUAACAAAUGUAAACGAGUGAAAAUGUUCACAUGGACACUCGGGAGAAUAUUCAACUGUUCCUCUUUCAUACAAAAAAAAAUCAACCAGAGCGAAAAAAGUUGAUCUUCUUUCGACUAAAUUACAAUCUAAAUAACAUUAAAAGAUAAACUUAGAUGAUAAGAUCACUCCAAAUGCCCAAACCUAGGCUCUGUUUCUGUCGCUCGCGCCCAUCUGCGGGCGUAUGGUAUAUAUACUUUAGUAUAGACAAACAUUUUUUUUUUUGAAAAGAAAGUAUAGUUGGACAUGGAAUAAAGAUGUUGAAAUUUAAUUUGCAAGUGUUUGAUUCUGAUCAACACAUAAUAUUCACCCUUUUAACACGCGAUCCAUCAGUUAAUGAAACAAAUGGCAUUUGUGGAAAGAAAAUAUCAGUCAUGUCAGAUCGUGUUGAGCAGCCAGAUAAUAUUGGCAGAGUCCAGACAAAACUAUUGAAUGCAAAGCAGAAUGAGGGCUGAAGGAGGAGGUACAACAAAUGGAAGAAAAUAAAAAAAAUACAUUAAGAUGA
Molecule: messenger RNA, 1355 nt
Organism: Toxorhynchites rutilus septentrionalis
Lineage: Eukaryota; Metazoa; Arthropoda; Insecta; Diptera; Culicidae
Product: nucleoplasmin-like protein
Exons: 2
Coding region: 150-674 (174 amino acids)
Biological process (GO): chromatin remodeling
Cellular component (GO): cytoplasm; nucleolus; nucleoplasm
Molecular function (GO): chromatin binding; RNA binding; histone binding
Source: RefSeq, a predicted model, not a curated record